AUGGAUAUAAACGCCACAGAUGCUUCGCCAUUCUUACCGUCAAUUCUGACAGUCCCAAACCUUGUUUACAUUCCCAAACCAUUCGACAGCGACUCCUAUCUCAGCGCUACUUAUACCGUGAGCAGGGAGGCUUUAAUUUUAAAAACAGUGUCUUUAGUUCUAAUAGCAAUAUCUGGGAUAUUUGUCAAUGGUUUUAUUACUUAUUCUGUUAUCAGAGACAGAAAUCUACACAAACCGCCAUUUUAUUACCUACUAAGUUUCUGUGUAUCGGAUUUAUCACGCGCAAUCUUCUGUAUCCCAUUAGUGAUGACGUCAGUGUUACAGGGUUCAGUGUGGAAUUAUGGCAGUGCUGCAUGUAAACUAUUUGCCUUCGCUAAUUCCUUCUUUGUGUACAGUUCAUGCAUGGUGUUGUUGGCUAUUGCAAUUGACCGUCAUUUAUCUUUAGUGCAUGUGAAGUUUUACAAGAAAAGAUCCCGAGGUGUGGUCAAUCUUAUUUCGGUCAUAAUUGGAUGGACAAUUGCCUUCACUAUGUCAUUUCCACCUGUCUUAGGAGUUGGCAGCUAUGUGUUUAUCGCAGAAGAAGGCCAAUGUACCUUUCACCACAAGCAUUACAAGAAAAAUGAUACUCUAGCAUUUAAAACUGUGUUCACUCUUAUAAUAUUGUUAACUUUAUUUUUGUAUGUCAGAAUAUUCAUCUUUCUUCGUGAUCAUCGACGCAUGCGCCCUUUAGAGUUACAACCUGCUCGAAGUUCGAAUUGGAAUUUCUUUGGUCCUGGUGCAAACGGACAAGCAAUGAUUAAUUGGGUAAACGGAUUUGGUGGUCCUAAUCCAAAUCCCGUAAUCAACCACAAUAACCAGAAUAUAGUCAGGAAUAAUCAAAGGCCUAAUAUUGGUCGUGUUUUGAAUUUACAAGUUAUAAAAAAUGAACAUUUAACUCGGCUAUUUUUUGUUGUAACAAUAGUGUUUGCUGUGUUAUGGACUCCAUAUACUAUAGUAGGAUUUUGGCGGAUUUUUGGACAAGCUUCUAGUAUUCCAUCACAUAUUGUGACUGUUAGUGCCUGGAUGACCUAUGCUCAAAUUGCUUUGUGUCCGCUAGUGUAUGUUUUAUCUCGCGGUCCGAUCCGGAAGUCAUCUCGGACGAUUUAUAGCAAUCAUGAUAAAAAGGAGUUUUUGUUAGAAACACGCAACCGGAAGUAG
Molecule: messenger RNA, 1197 nt
Organism: Lottia gigantea (owl limpet)
Lineage: Eukaryota; Metazoa; Mollusca; Gastropoda; Lottiidae
Exons: 1
Coding region: 1-1197 (398 amino acids)
Biological process (GO): G protein-coupled receptor signaling pathway
Cellular component (GO): plasma membrane
Molecular function (GO): G protein-coupled receptor activity
Source: RefSeq, a predicted model, not a curated record